GCAAACCGUAGGUCGCGCCAAAUUUAUCUGCAGAAGACCGUUUGUAGUGUUUCAACUUGCUGGUGUGGCCACGUGACGGAAUAUUCUGCUAACAGCCAUGUCCACCGAAUUUGAGCACAUCUCCUUGCUUCCAAUGCAAUGCGGCGACAACUUUGACACGGAGGUCAGCAACACAAAUUUCGACCCGUCAGCAGCAGGCUAUCAAGAUUUCACCUCUGCUCCGUUUUCUGCGCUCCCACCACUGCUGCGGCACGCGGAUGAGUCCAACCCAGGUUUUACGCGAACAGGGAAGAUGUGCAGCGACCGGCUGCCAGCGCAGGCGGCACAAGCACCACAGCCGCUCUGGCAGCAGCAACGAACUGACGUACGUGCGAGUGGCGACCGUUCCCAGUUAAUAGCGGGGGGAUCCUCAGCCGGCCCCUCUGUCGGCGGCGGUCUGAAGAGGCCGCUAUGGGAUUCAACAAACACAGUGACGCGUGGAGCGACUUUGCGAGUGGAGGGGACACCCACCAAGACUCUGAUUGGGAGUCAGCUCGACCCGCUGACACCCACCGCCAACCUAAAGCUGCUGUUUAGCGCCAUGAGCCCUGAGAUUCGCAACCGCGACAGCAAGAAAAAGAAGCAGCUGUUCGACGAGUGCAGUGGUGAUGUUGCAGCGUCGGUGCAGGAAGCAGCAGGUGAUGGCGGGAAUGAGGCAGUAUUGGAAGGUUGUGAGGGCGGUGCUUUUAUUGAAGAUGCAAUAUUUAAAACAAGUCGCAAGGACAAGUCUUUGAGAUUGCUAUGCAUGAGGUUUCUGGCAAUGUUUCCAAAUGACACUAGUGUACAAAUAUCCAUGUGCUUGGAUAAGAUUGCUAAGCAAUUGUGUACGGAGCGCCGCCGCAUCUACGACAUCGUUAACGUGCUCGAGAGCGUCGAGAUCGUGAGCCGACAGGCGAAGAAUCAGUACUCGUGGCACGGGCGCGCUCAGCUCACCAACACCCUGCUGAAGCUGAAGGAGCUGGCAAGGCGGGAACGCUAUGAUCGUUUAUUGGAGGCUGUCCUUGAGUAUGAACCAGACAGGACGUGUCGCUAAUGCGCA
Messenger RNA from Priapulus caudatus, 1078 nucleotides. RefSeq names its product transcription factor E2F8-like. Gene Ontology annotation, cellular component: RNA polymerase II transcription regulator complex. The transcript is spliced from 5 exons. Gene Ontology annotation, biological process: regulation of transcription by RNA polymerase II. The coding region runs from base 98 to 1072 and encodes 324 amino acids. The record is from RefSeq and is a predicted model, not a curated record. Gene Ontology annotation, molecular function: RNA polymerase II cis-regulatory region sequence-specific DNA binding; DNA-binding transcription factor activity, RNA polymerase II-specific. NCBI's taxonomy places the organism in Eukaryota, Metazoa, Priapulida, Priapulimorpha, Priapulimorphida, Priapulidae.